Molecule: messenger RNA, 4592 nt
Organism: Actinia tenebrosa (Australian red waratah sea anemone)
Lineage: Eukaryota; Metazoa; Cnidaria; Anthozoa; Actiniaria; Actiniidae
Source: RefSeq, a predicted model, not a curated record
CAACAUGGCGGAUGAAGCUGUGAGAGUAACUUCAAACAAGACAUGCGAAACUGCCACAAAAACUAUUGAAGCGUUGCGUCUAUUCAAUGAAAGGUCUAUGCAUGAUUCUCCAAAUGUUGAUGACGAUGAUUCCAAAAGUGAUGAAAUAGAAAGAGAAAAGACUGCAUCACCAUCUCUUGAAAUAGCAGAGGAAUGUAUUGAGUCCUUUAUACAUCAAGGACUAGAGAAUGUUGAUAAUGAACAUGAAGAGCCAGCCUCUACUUUAUCUGAUACAUAUAAUAGACAUCAUUUAGAGGUUUCCAAACCAUUAUCCAUUGACGGUUACAAGGAAGGUAGUUUUGAUCGCAAUCCUAAGUUACAAGAAAAUAUUUUAAACACUGAAGCAUCUCAUGAUUCUGAGAGGCACAACUUCAAAGAACAAACUACAAAUAUUAUCAUGGAAGUUAAAAAUAUCAUCAACACUUGUUUAUUAGAUGCUGCGAACUUAGAUGACAGCUUAAGUAUCAAUGCUGAUGAUGAUGCUAUUGAUAAUUCUGAAAAAGAACUUAAUGAAGUAAAAAAGGAAAUUGAUCUUGAAGAAAAUUCAAAGGAAAGGUUUGGAGAAACGUCUACAUUGAAUACUGAACAUUAUGACAGAACUUAUUCUAAAUCAAAAAUGAAUGAUUCGGUGAAGUCUGAUAUUGAAGAUACUGAAAGUUUUUUAAAGAAAGGCGACAAUGUUGCUACUGAUGAUGAUGGAAUAAAUCGUAACGAAGUAGACGCUACUAAAGAUGGUAAAAAAGACAAAAAGAAACACAAGAAGCACUCAAAAAAGAAAAAGAAAAAGCACAAGAAAGAGAAAAAGGCUGAGAAACAGAAAGGGAAAGAUUCCAAGGUAUCAGAGGAGAAAGGGGCAAAAGGUGAUGAUGAAAACAGUCUGGAAGAUCAAGUAUUUGAGAUGGACACYGAUGUCCCCUCCAGCAGCAGUAAAUAUUUAACCAUUGUGAAAGAUUCACUGGAAUCAAAGCCACACCAAAAGAGAAAAAUUGCAUCCAUAGUUACAUGUGUGUCAUCAGCCAAUGCGAAUACCUUGUCUGAUAAAGGAGAACCAGGUUUUAAAGAAGAGCCUAUAUCACAAAAGCACAAGGAGACCAGUAAAGUUGAUCAUUCUACAAUACAGUCUUCUGAAAGGAGUUCCAAGUCGAAUGAGAGCAUCAAAGAUGAGGUAAAAUCCAACGUAAGCACCUUGUCUAGCAAAGGUGAACAGGGUACCAAAGACGAUUCUACAUCACAAAGGUACUGGGAGACCAGCCAAAUUGAUAAAUCAAAAAGACGGUCUUCUGAAAGGAGUUCCAAGUCGAAUGAGGUUAAAGAGGGAGAGCUUCACAGACAAUUGUCCAGUGCAAGCACAUCAGCUGAGGCCAAAGACCAAGUCAAGCGUGACAAUACAAGUUACCAUAGUGAUAAGUCCUUUGGUGAAAAACACAAGAAAAGUAAAAAGAAGCGUAGACAUCGGUCACGUGAGGAAGAAAGUAGAGAGUCCCCACAAAGUGUUGGUAGAUUUUCAAAAAGCAGUACUCAAAGUGAAGAAUACAAAGAGAAAGAGGAGAAAAAGAAAAGUGAAUCUAGCGAAAGAGAUGUAAGGAAACUCUCCAGGCAUCAUUCCCACGAGAGUUCAAGAACAUCUUCACACUCGGAGCAUCAGAAAUCAAGGAUUAGUCGAAGCGGGUCAAGAGAAUCAGAAGAGUUUCAAACGUCUGAGAUUCGACAACGUCCACGAAGCAAAUCAAAGGACCGGCGGUCUAGAAAGCAUGGCAAAAGGUCCAGAAGCAAAUCAAAGCACCGUCGAAGCAGAAGCAGAUCAGUUGACAAGUCAUCAAAGGAUCGUCGUGAAUCAGGGAGGACAUCAAUGGGUGUGCAAACAAAGGAGGACCACCUGAGCAGAAGCAGAUCGGUGGACAAAACAUCAAAGAAUCGGUAUAGAUCUAAGAGCAAAUCAUCGGAUGGGUCCAAUGACGAAAUAAAGGAGAAGCGGCCAAGAAUUCGAGGAAGAUCAAGAAGCAGAUCAAUGGAAAAGGGUGAAAGGCGAAAAAGAGACUCCCAAAGAUCUAGAAAGAAGUCAAAUGCACCAACCAAAAAGCGUGCCUUGUCAAGGAGCAUCUCAAGGGAGAGGUCCCCAAGAGACCAAAAGUCACCUUCAAGAAAACAUGCCUCAAAAGAAAGGUCCCCGAUUCGUGUAGAGUCAAAUGCACCACCCAAAAAGCGUGCCUUGUCAAGGAGCACCUCAAGGGAGAGGUCCCCUAAAAAGCGUUCUCAAACGUCAACGGAGGUUCUUUCUGAUUACAACACCAAUUCGAAUGAGGACUCCACAAGUAUUUUGAACACAGUAAGAUCGUUUGCAACCUCUAUGGUUGAGAAACAGUCUUCAAAAGAGAGGUUAGUCCAGGGAACUAAUAAAACUAUUGAUAAUACAGAUUCAUUAAAGGAAGGAAAAGAAGAAGUUAAAGAUGAAGAACACGUGAAUAGAAUAUCAAAAGAUGGAAAUAGUGGAAAAGUUGUAACAAAGGAGGACUCAGAAGAUGAAAGAAAACAAUUUGAAGCUAAUGAGACUUCAGAAAAUGUACGAACAUCCAAGAACAGUAAUAGGCCAGAUGAAAAAGAAAUAUUAGCUGAUACUUCUGAAGGAAUUAAAACUAUUGAAGAUGCACUUGAUUUAGAAAGGGAAAAAAACCUUGAAUCUUCAGCGUCAUUAGACACCAAGCCCUGUAUUGAAAAGGCAAAUGUUGAACCAGAAGACCAGCAUGAUGCAAAAGGGAUAGAUGUAUAUAAUAAAACUGUUGGAAGCGAUCAAGCAAUGGAUACAACUUCAGGAAGCAUUUCCCAUCAAGAUGUGGCAAGCGUCAUGAAUAACGAACGCUCGAAUCAAAAUUCUGCUGCAAAUAUGAACAUUCAGAUACCUCCCCCUCCUCCUCACUUAUUAACUCAGAAUGAGCUUGCAAAUUCAAAUCUCCCAAGGGGUCCACCCCAUAAUAAGGGUAAUCUCGUUUGUCCGCCCGUGGUUAAUCCCUUUGUGAGAACUUUUCCGGAUCAAGGAACGACCAUGAACAGUGCUCCGAUUAAUCAGCAACCCCAAAGUGUCCAACAAUGCCCUGCUCCUCUAAAUAUGUUUGGUCCUCAACCACAGUCUGCUAAUCAAAUUGCCCUUGAUCAGUCGCAUACGGUUUUUACUGAAAAUGUUGUACCACAGGGGUUUGCUUUAGGACCUAAUCAGGAACCUUUAAAAGAUAACACUAGUGCACCUUCACCGUAUAUUCAGCAGUCUUCUUUGCUUGGGCUACCAACCUCUGCUAGUGUUAUACCCUUUCUUGACGAUGAAGGACCAAAAAUAUUACCUGAGGAGAAAGAAAAGCCCUCGAACAUUUGGGUCAAAACUGAUGCGGUUGACACCAACCAUGCGCAGGCGUUGGUGCCUAGUCCAGUAGACAUGGAUAUGUCGUCGCCUGAGGAGGAUAUUAUCGAAAAAAUGAAUGAGGAGUUUUGGGAAAAUGAAAGAAAGGGAACUAAAGAGGAUGACAACAGUGUUCGCAAGGAAAAGAGUCUUGAAUCACAGUAUGAUACUUGCACGCAAGUGCAGGAUGAACGAGAGGAGUAUGACCCUGAGCACUUUGUCUCCAACACCAGUCCGAAACAGAAAAAGAAGAAAGAUAAAACCAAGAAACACUCGGAUUCCAAAACUAAAGUUCAGUCGCUUAUCGAUAAGCUGCAUAGACAAGCGCGUGUUGAAGACGAAGUCAAGAUAGUCCUGAAGGAUUACUACAAGCACAGGGAAAUCAAUAAAAAUGAAUACAAAGAUAUUCUGAGAAAAGCAGUACCCCAGGUUGCCAACUCAGACCAUUCCAUCGAUCCAGAAAGAAUUCGCUCACUAGUAAAAAAGUAUGUGGCAAAAAUGAAAGGGCAACGCCACCUCAAACCAAAAAGCUAACAGCUGACCUUAAUUUUUUUGUUUUUCUACACACAAAAAAAAGUUAAUGUAAUAUAAAAUAUAUGUACAUAGCUGUUUGUAUUAAGAAUGGUCACGCGAGAUGAUACCCAUGUUGGAUGGAAGAGUUUAUCAAAUUUCAUUAAAAAUAGGACAUUUGCAUUAUGGUUGCACUAUCUUCAUCUACCAGAAUCCCUCGCACACUUUAUUUUGUUCAGUUAAUUACCACCAGUUUUCUUACUAUUCUCACAAGGAAUAUGAAAUAAUAUAAAAGAAUAAGAAAUAAUAUAAGAAAUAAUAUGAAAGAAAAUUUGCAAAACAUUUGGUUAGUGAGAGUCAAAUGAUGCCAUCAUGCUAACAAGCCAUUGCUACUCCGAUUGCUAUUGCAACUUUAGAGAUGUCAGCGCCAAUCAAAAAUUUACUAAAACCUGUUGUAUAUUUGAUUGAGGGAGGCCAAAACAUGAGAAAAUGUGCCCCAUUUGGAGUUUUCUGGUGACCAGAAACAUGAAUGAAAACUAUGAAUCAUGCUGAUGUAGUAAUGGUUUAUGCAUUCCAUUUUGCCUUCCAGUUCAAAAUACCCUUUGGUUUUUGAUGUAAAAAAAUUAUAUUAAAAAUAUUCCUAUGAUUCACUAUA